AUGAGUGACAUCAAAAGUUACCAUAUGUGCAUCAUUGAGAAGGGGGAAGAAAAUUGCGGGCACCUAAUUGAAGCUCACAAGGAGUGUAUGAGAGCGCUGGGCUUCAAGAUAUGA
This is a messenger RNA of Nipponia nippon (crested ibis), 114 nucleotides long. The record is from RefSeq and is a predicted model, not a curated record. Lineage: Eukaryota; Metazoa; Chordata; Aves; Pelecaniformes; Threskiornithidae.